GCUCGCUCGCUCUCGCGCGCGCGCUCCCGCCCGCCGCCUGUGGGGAAGUCGGGGCCGCCCGAGCGGCCGCCGCCACCGCCGCCUCGUCCCAGUCUCCUCCUCACCCGGUUCCCCCCCACCUCCCGGCGCCGGCCCUCCCGCCCGCGCACCCCCGCACCCCGAGUAGUGAGCGGCUCCGCGCGGGGUCCGGAGAGGCGGCGCGGCGGCGCCAGGUGGUGUUUAAACCAUGUUCAGGAGGAUUUUGCAGAGGACUCCUGGGAGAGUUGGCUCUCAAGGUUCUGAUUUAGAUUCAUCAACAGCUCCUAUAAAUGCGGUGGAGGUCAAUAAUGAAAGCUCUUCAGAGGGCUUCAUAUGUCCUCAGUGUAUGAAAUCUCAUGGAUCAGCUGAUGAACUUUUCAAACACUAUCAGGCAGCUCAUGAUGAUGGUCAUGGAGGAGAGGCUAAUCUUGCUCCGAAACGAGAUGAUAUAACUCUACUCAGACAAGAAGUUCAAGACCUACAGGCUUCUCUUAAGGAAGAAAAAUGGUACUCAGAAGAAUUAAAGAAAGAAUUAGAAAAGCUUCAAGGACUACAGCAGCAAGAGCCAAAACCUGAUGGAUUGGUGGCUGAUUCACCAGCAGAGCUGCAGUCUUUGGAACAGCAAUUAGAAGAAGCCCAAACAGAAAAUUUUAAUAUUAAGCAAAUGAAAGAUUUAUUUGAACAGAAAGCAGCUCAACUUGCCACUGAAAUUGCAGAUGUAAAGUCAAAAUAUGAUGAAGAAAAGAGUCUACGAGAAGCUGCUGAACAAAAAGUGACACAUCUGACAGAAGAAUUAAAUAAAGAGGCAACUGUAAUUCGAGAUUUGAAGACUGAACUGCUUCAGAGACCAGGUAUAGAAGAUGUUGCUGUGCUAAAGAAAGAACUGGUUCAAGUUCAGACACUAAUGGACAACAUGACCUUGGAACGUGAGCGAGAAUCUGAAAAACUCAAAUAUGAGUGCAAAAAGUUACAAGCCAACUAUUCUGACUCAGAGGCCACAAUAAGCCAGCUAAGGAGUGAACUUGCCAAAGGUCCCCAGGAAGUUGCUGUAUAUGUGCAGGAACUGCAAAAGCUUAAAAGUUCAAUUAAUGAAUUGACACUAAAAAAUGAGACCUUGAGUGAAAAGCUGCUGAAGAAAGAACAAGAUUAUACCCAGUUGGAGGAGAAGCAUAAUGAAGAAUCUGUGAGUAAAAAGAAUAUACAAGCAAGCCUUCAUCAAAAAGACCUAGAUUGCCAACAACUUCAGUCAAGAUUAUCUGCAUCUGAAACAUCACUACAAAGAGUACAGGCAGAGCUAGGUGAAAAGGGAGAAGCUACUCAGAAACUUAAAGAAGAAUUAUCAGAGGUAGAAACCAAGUACCAGCAUCUUAAGUCAGAGUUUAAACAACUACAACAACAGAGAGAAGAAAAGGAGCAGCAUGGGUUACAGCUCCAAAGUGAAAUUAAUCAAUUGCAUAGCAAGCUUUUGGAGACAGAGCGCCAAUUAGGAGAAGCUCAUGGUCGACUAAAAGAGCAGAGACAGCUUUCUAGUGAAAAGCUUAUGGAUAAAGAACAGCAAGUAGCUGAUCUUCAACUCAAGCUUUCUCGUUCAGAAGAACAGUUGAAGGAAAAAGUAACACAUUUCACAGAACUACAACAUCAGUUAGAGAAAACAAAGCAGCAGCAUCAAGAGCAACAGGGCCUUCAGCAAAGCACUACAGCAAAACUCCGAGAAGCACAGAAUGAUUUGGAACAAGUACUACGUCAAAUUGGUGAUAAGGAUCAAAAGAUACAGAAUCUUGAAGCUUUAUUACAGAAGAGUAAAGAAAAUACUUCCUUAUUAGAAAAGGAAAGAGAAGAUCUUUAUGCAAAAAUUCAGGCUGGUGAGGGAGAAACUGCUGUUCUCAACCAGUUACAAGAGAAAAACCAUACAUUACAGGAACAGGUAACUCAACUAAUGGAGAAGCUGAAGAAUCAAUCAGAAAGCCACAAACAAGCCCAGGAGAAUUUGCAUGACCAGGUGCAGGAGCAGAAGGCACAUCUGAGAGCAGCACAAGACCGUGUCCUUUCCCUGGAAACCAGUUCUAAUGAAUUAAACAGUCAGCUGAAUGAGAGCAAAGAGAAGGUCUCCCAGCUUGAAAUACAGAUUAAAGCCAAAACUGAAUUAUUAUUAUCAGCAGAAGCAGCAAAAAAUGCACAAAGAGCAGAUCUUCAAAAUCAUUUGGACACUGCCCAAAAUGCAUUACAAGAUAAACAGCAGGAGUUAAAUAAGAUCACUACUCAAUUAGAUCAGGUCACUACAAAGUUGCAGGAAAAGCAUGAACAUUGCAGUCAGCUGGAAAGUCAUCUUAAAGAACAUAAAGAGAAGUGUCUCUCUUUAGAGCAGAAAACCGAAGCUCUGGAAGGUCAAAUUAAGAAAUUAGAAGCUGAUACAAUUGAAAUUAAAGCAAACAAGGAACAAGUUCUGCAGGAUUUGCAACAGCAAAGACAAUUGAACACAGACUUAGAGUUUAGAAAUACCGAAUUGAGUAAGCAACUUGAAAUGGAAAAAGAAAUAGUAUCCAAUACAAAGUUGGAUCUACAGAAAAAAUCUGAAGCUCUUGAAAAUGUUAAGCAAAUGCUUUCAAAACACGAGGAAGAAAAAAUAGUCCUUAAACAAGAAAUUGAAAAUUUAAAUCAAGCUGCAAAGAUACAACACAAGGAAUUGAAUAGCAGAAUUCAAACUGCAGCAACAGAACUAGAAAAAGUGAAGACGGAGAAAGAAACUCUAACGACUGAACUUUAUACAACAAAAGAGAAAUUAUCAAAAGUUUCUGAUUCUUUGAAAAACACCAAGAGUGAAUUUGAAAAGGAAAGUCAGAAAGGAAAAUCUGCUAUAUUAGAUUUGGAAAAGACUUGUAAAGAAUUAAAGUCUCAACUUCAAGUACAGACAGAAAGCACACUUAAGGUUCAAAAUGAACUGGAAAAGUCACUUGAAAAAGAGAAGGAGAUUUCUCAUCAGCUGAAGUUGGAACUCAGUUUAGUGCAGGGUCAAAUCAUACAGGCCCAGGAUUCAUUAAAGCAAAAGGAAAAAGAACAGCAGCAAUUUCAAGGGAACAUAAAUGAGCUCAAACAACUGACUGAACAGAAGAAAAAGCAAAUUGAAGCACUACAAGGAGAAGUAAAGACUGCUCUGGCACAGAAGACAGAGCUGGAGAAUAAACUACAGCAGCAGUCAACACAAGCAUCGCAGGAACUUGCAGCGGAGAAAGAGAAGAUGGCAGUAUUACAGAACACCUAUGAAAAAACUCAAGAAAAUCUGAAACAGCUUCAAUCUGAUUUCUACGGGAAGGAAUCUGAACUUCUAGCCACAAGGCAAGAUCUUAAGUCUGUAGAAGAGAAGCUUUCUCUAGCACAGGAGGACUUAAUUUCAAAUAGAAAUCAAAUUGGAAAUCAAAAUAAACUGAUCCAAGAACUGAAAACAGCCAAGGCUGCUUUGGAGCAGGAUUCAUCAAAGAAAGAACAGCAAUUGAAGGAACAAUGUAAAGCUUUACAGGAUACUCAAAAAGAAAAGUCACUGAAAGAAAAAGAACUACAAAAUGAAAAAUCUAAAUUGACAGAGAUAGAGGAAAUUAAGUGUAGACAAGAAAAAGAAAUUGCUAAAUUGAUUGAAGAACUUAAGUCCCACAAGCAAGAAAGCAUAAAGGAGGUAACAAAUCUCAAGGAUGCCAAACAGCUCCUAAUUCAGCAGAAAUUAGAGCUUCAAGGGAAAUUAGAUUCCCUAAAAGAAACUCUUGAACAAGAGAAGAAAAACCAACAAAUGCUAAAAGAACAGAUGAAAAAAGAAGAAGGUGAACUGAAGAAAGGAUUUAUUGAGAAGGAAACUAAAUUACAAUCUGAAAUAAAGGAAAAAGAAAUAGGAAUGAAGAAGCUUGAAGAAAGUGAAGCUAAACUUACCAUGCAGAUUACAGCUUUAAAUGAAAAUUUAGGCACUGUAAAGAAGGAGUGGCAGGCUAGUCAGCGCCGGGUUAGUGAACUCGAGAAACAAACGGAUGACUUGCGGGGUGAAAUUGCGGUACUAGAAGCAACGGUUCAGAAUAAUCAAGAUGAAAGGAGAGCACUAUUAGAAAGAUGUAUUAAAGGAGAAGGGGAAAUAGAAAAGCUUCAAACAAAAGUGCUGGAACUGCAGAGAAAGCUGGAUAAUACGACUGCAGCCGUGCAAGAGCUGGGCAGAGAAAAUCAGUCGCUUCAGAUCAAACAUACACAAGCAUUGAAUAGAAAGUGGGCUGAAGACAAUGAAGUACAAAACUGUAUGGCCUGUGGGAAAGGCUUUUCAGUGACAGUGAGACGGCAUCACUGCAGACAGUGUGGGAAUAUCUUCUGUGCUGAAUGUUCAGCUAAAAAUGCCUUAACUCCUUCUUCCAAGAAGCCUGUUCGUGUCUGUGAUGCAUGUUUCAAUGAUUUGCAAGGGUAAUGAGUUAUCACAAUUUCAAAGUAAUAUUAUAUGAAUAAUAGAUUUUUAAUAAACACCCUUAUUAGUGGUCUUGGACUAAUCUUUGAUUUGGACAGUGGUUACAAUACUAUACCAAAUUAGAAUUCAUAUAUUUUGGAAUGUUAUAUCAGGUAAAACUCUUCUAUUUUUGUGAGACUUGGGCUUAUCUUUCAUUACUUUUCCCCAUUUAACCUCUGGAACAGUUUUCACACCAAGUUUAGAAUUAGCCAAUGAAUUGUAAAUAAACUUUGGACAGAAAAUAGCAAUGUAUUUUUUUAAAUAUAAUUUCAUUGUUCACAAAUAACAUAAAUACAUUUCUAUAGCUUCUUUCUCCCAAAUUUAGUGUACAGAAAUGUAUAUGGAUGAUGUUAUCACAUAAUAUAUGUUGCACAAUAAUACAUUAAUUAUAUUAAAUAUUCUCUUUGUGAAGUCAUGCACAGAACCAUAAAACAUUUUCUCUUAACUAUAGCUCAGUUAUAUUGUUAUGUUACAAAUUUACAUAUGCUGUGUGUAUUCUAAACACAUUUUAUAGAGAAUUAUGUAUUAACCAUGACUUGAACAUGGUUAUCUUUUUAACAAUACUGAUCAAAUUCUCUUUAGAGAUUUCAUGAAAACCUCUGAAAAACCAGUUUCCUUACAUAUGGCUAUCCUGGGCUUGUAUUUUUAAAGAUUUGGGUUCAACUUUUCUUUUUCUCAUUCUAUCUAAUUUUAAAUACAUAUUUUUUAUUAAGAAUCCUUUGAAACUUCGCCCACACCUCCAGUUGGGGGAUGAAUAAGAGAAACUGUGUAAUGAUCAAAUUCUCAGUUUCUUGUACGUGGGAUAUCUCCUGGUAUUAGCUUUAAUAUUACACCUUAAUUUUGUUUCUCCAGCAUCUUUAGGAAUCUGAACUUUUUAAAAAUCAGUUUGCACUUUUUUUUGAUUUAGGCUUCUCAAGCAUAGUUCAGCUUCUCAGUAAUUAUUUCUAUGUUUGCAUCCUAAAGCUAGUAACUAAUAGUAUUAAAGUCUUACCUGUGAGAAAAAGUACAAAAUGAUGAUAAGACAUUAAGUAUUAUACUUUUUAUAUCAGUCUAGAUCUACUAGGGAAGAAUUUAAGUUGUGGAUUUGAAACUUAAAUGGUCCUAAAUUUGGGAUUACAUAUCUUUUACUUGCAAACAUAGGCUACUUUCAGACAAUAGCUGGAGAAUAAGAGUACCACCAAAAACAAAUGUAUUUAGGAAUCCUAAAGUUAAAUUAGAAGUGAAACAGAAUAGCUAAUUAAAGAUUAUUUUAAAUUAUUUCAUUUGCAUGCUAAGCAGUAACAUUGAACUUUUUCAAUUUUAUUUGGAAAAUAAUCGUCUGAAUAGAAAAAUAUUGUCUCUUUCUGGAGAAGAAAUGUGUAGUUGCUACAUUUCUGUAAGUGCAAUCAUUUGGUAAUUAUAGCAGGGAAGGAUGGUAGUUAAUAUUUCAUUUAUAGUAGACUUUAUUUAAAACAUCUUACUGAAAUGAAGUCAUUUUUAUGCUCCAAAUAUAUAUAUAGUGUAAGAUUGCCACAUUCAUUUAUCAUGAAAAAGUACUAAGUAAAACUUGUUGUCAGUAGCUAUUGAAGACACUGAUUAAGCCCUUGAACUUGAAUAAACAUAUAUCCUUGAGCAUAUAUUAAUGAGAAAAUAUAAUUGCUCUUAAUUUAAAAUGAUAGUUGGAUACUAUAAAUUAAGCUACUGUUAGACAUUUUCAUUAGCCAACUCUUUUUACACAUAAAUGACUUAAGUGCAUAAUUAGAAAAGUAUAUUUACAGCAUUUUUUUAUUUUUAAAAUAUAAUGAAGCAUCAGAAUUUUUCUGGAUUAGAAUGAUGCUUCUCUUAAUCUCCUAAUUGGGUGCACUUAUGUCCUUUCUUUUGUUCUAUUUCCCUGCCCAUAUAUUCACCAAAAUUGUAAAACCACAGACAAAUCAUAUGCGUUAGGGCGGUUUUUCUAUUUUUUGUCUGUCUCAUUUUACAGCCCUCCCUCUACCUGCCUAUCUCACUCUUCUGUCACCCCCAUCCCAGUUUACCAUAAGUCAUACUGAUAAUAUUAGAAACCUCAAUUUUGCUAUUAACUCUCACUAAUUUAAGAUGUUUUGGAAACAAAAGUUAAAGGGUUUUCAUAUUCUCUUAAUUUUAAAAAGUCAUACUCUAAGCCCUUAUUGGCGCUACAGUUUAGAUAUCUGCUGGUCGUAUUAUUCCGUCUGUAAUUGGAGUAGGCAUAUAUAGAGAACCAGUUCUUGACUCUAAUAAUGCUAAGCAUAUUGGCAUCACGUAGUAAAUUCCAAACCCCAGCAAGGUGAGUUUCUUUCACAUCUUGCUGGGUAAGUGUGUAACUAAGUAUACUUGCAGAAUUUAAAAAAAUAGAGUACAAUGCUGCUGGUCUAAGAAUUGUUCAUUUUGAAAAACGUGAGGGGGGAAAAACACAAACACCUCAAUGCAGUGUACAAAUAACAUUUUGUUCAACUACCUCUUAAUGUGGAAUUAGCUAGUUUAAUAGUUUCCUCAUGGUAAUGUUAAAUAGUAACUGCCAAAUUUGCUAGUUUCCCAUCUCCCUCUAAAAGGCUUUAUGAUUAUUUUAUAGUAUCAAGAACCUUAAAAGCCCCCUUUUAUAAACUUGCAUUUGCAUAAAAUGUUUAGCUUUUAAGUGGAGAGCAAAUUAUGAUUUUAUAUUUUGGUAUUCAUCAAAUAUUUGACUAUAGCUUUUUUUAAAAAAUGCACUUUGGCUUAUAAAACCAUGGAUGAUUUGAUCCAUAUAUUUAAAUGUGCCAUUAAUCUAAUAUUCCUAGACAUGAGCUUGAUGAAUGAUCUCUGUAAUUAUAAUGUGCCACAGGUUAUUGUGUCUUAAUUGCCCUUUGCCUGAAUUUUAAUGAUUGGUUUGUUAUUGUUACAGAUGUUAAUAUUGUGCAUAAACUUACUAAAUUUAUGUAAAAUUGUAUAAAAUAGAAUUGGGUAUAGUUAAGUUUUUUCUGUGUAGCAGUAAUGAUUGUAAUAUUAUGCUGAUAUGUGUAUGACAUUCUCUACUUCCAUGAACUGGAUCAUAUAUAUUCAUAGUUUCUGUAGAUACUUUUGCAUGAAUAUUUUCUCAUUUUGUUUUUAGUUUCUUAUUUGUAUUGUGUUUACUACUUGUGAUCAUGUAGUUGUGCCUUAUUUUGUGAGAAAGUUUAGCUCAGUAAAUACUGUAAUUUCUAAAUGCAGUAAUUGAAGGUUUAUUGAUUAUAAAUGUAACUGCUAAAUUACAUGACAGCAUUUACAUCUUUAUGUAUAAAGAACAAUGGAAGGAUCCUUAUUAAAUUGUUGCUUUUGUUUUUUAAAAUAUGUCAAAGAUUAAAAACCCAUUUCUUUCUAAUAGAUGUCUUCUGUGACAAUUACUUUGUCUUUUUAAAGAGACUACAGACCAAGAUAUUAACCAUUUUGUAUUUAUUUACGGACUGUUUUAACUUUACACUGGGUAUUGACAGAUUACAUUUUAAUAUUGUUUAAAUUACAAUUGAAAUUAAACUCAUAAUUUUUAGA
Messenger RNA from Sorex araneus (European shrew), 7984 nucleotides. It is a transcript of the gene EEA1, whose product is annotated as early endosome antigen 1. Gene Ontology annotation, biological process: endocytosis. The coding region runs from base 227 to 4450 and encodes 1407 amino acids. The record is from RefSeq and is a predicted model, not a curated record. NCBI's taxonomy places the organism in Eukaryota, Metazoa, Chordata, Mammalia, Eulipotyphla, Soricidae. Gene Ontology annotation, molecular function: 1-phosphatidylinositol binding; metal ion binding. Gene Ontology annotation, cellular component: early endosome. The transcript is spliced from 29 exons.